AUGACUGAAAACCCAAUGGGGGGCCAAGGCAAAGGUGUCAAGCCAUCAUCCAUAAAUCUUAACCCUGCCAACAAUGGUUAAAUAAAGUCCAGUUAUUGUACAUCAAGUAAUUUAGUAACCAUUGCUUGCAAUUCUACCAGACUGGGUCAAGGCAAAGGGUCAUGGUAAGAUGGUGGAGACAUAUGCAUUCCUGAACUCUGAGUUAAAACAUGUCGUUUUGCAACAAAAACCUUUUGGAGAAGCUGAACUGAAAAGGAACUAA
This is a messenger RNA of Pocillopora meandrina, 262 nucleotides long. The record is from the annotation of a GenBank genome assembly. Lineage: Eukaryota; Metazoa; Cnidaria; Anthozoa; Scleractinia; Pocilloporidae.